Molecule: messenger RNA, 1076 nt
Organism: Gossypium raimondii (Peruvian cotton)
Lineage: Eukaryota; Viridiplantae; Streptophyta; Magnoliopsida; Malvales; Malvaceae
Exons: 4
Coding region: 165-809 (214 amino acids)
Source: RefSeq, a predicted model, not a curated record
UCCUUUUGUUAUAGUAUACUUUUUUCAAUAUUCAUCCAAGUAGGCCACCAACGCAACCUCCUCUCUGCUUUUGUUUCCAGUCUGGCGGAGGCGCAAAAACCUCUGCUCUUCAAAACCAUUAAAAUCAAAAUCCCAAUUUGCAUCACAUUUCAUCCAAAUCUGAAAUGCCCAAAUCAAAUUCAUCCAAUUCCUCCUCAGAUGAGGAUGUAAAAGCACCUAAUAUGUUUGAAAGAGCAAAGGAAGAGAUUGAAGCUGUGAUUCAUGUUGGGAAAAUACAUCCUUUUGGUAAGGAAACUCAUGGGAAGCGAGAUGAUAUUAAUGAAAACACCCCAUUGGAUGAUGUGAAAGCUCCUAAUGUGUUUGAAAGAGUAAAGGAGGAGUUUGAGGCCCUUGUUGAAACAGUCCAUCACAAAAAAGAGUCUCAAACUCAUGUUGAUGAAAGGGACCAUUCUGACAAGGGACAAGCAAAACAUGACAAACCAGAAAAUGGUGUCAAGGCCCCUAAUUUGAUUGAAAGAGCUAAGGAAGAGAUAGGGGCCAUCUUGCACCAUGACAAAUCAUCAAACCAUCACCACAAAGAAACUCAUGGGAAGAGUAAUGAUAUUGAUGAAACCACCCCACUAAAUGAAGUUAAAGCACCUAAUGUGUUUGAAAGGGCUAAAGAAGAAAUCGAAGCUAUUGUCGGAACAAUCCAUCCAAAGAUAGGAUCAAAUGAUUCUGGUUCCGAAUUGAAGGAAGGAGGGUUCAGACAUUGCCUUGGAAUGGGAUUGGAAAAAGUAUGCCAUCCCUGGGGCAGCAAGAGAGAUUAAUGGCAAGCUUUUGUAUGGUUUGGAUUCUUACCUAUUUGUUUACUGAAAAAAUCCCAUGAAAACAUUAAGAUAUCAUUGUACUCUUUGUCGAUGUUUGCUUUGAGAUUUUGGUGAAUCCAAUGUCUUCUCCAUUCCUUUUCCCGAUUUGAUUCGACGCAGAGGUGCUCGUGUCUUUGGAAGUUGCUUAUGUUAGACUUUGCUGGUUGUCUGUUUUUUUUAAUCACAAUUUAUCCCAUUCAUUGAUCACAUAUGCUGGUAUUUCUUUAA